GACGGUGUUGUGCUUUUGCUUGCCAGUUUCAGCCUCGUUUCAUGUACUGGCUCAAACGUUGCCCUGAACAAACCCGCAUGGAUGAGUUCAACCUUGAACGACAAGCAUUCCGCCAGUAGAGGUGUCGAUGGAGACACAAGGGCUCACGAUCCUAGAUAUGUAGUCCACACCACUGAAUGGCUGCCUACCGCCUGGUGGAAGGUGGAUCUGAAGACACCAGUAGAAUCAGCACUGGUUAUACUGUACUUCAGGACAGACUUCAGGUAUAGACGUAAUGGCGUGCAGCUCUACACAUCUGAAACAAAUUCGACUGAUCCCAAAGAAGGAAAUCUAUGCCAUACUGUAACAGGAUAUCCUGACGGUACAGACAUCGAUGACGUACUGCAUGUGGUCUGUCGUGGGACCUGGCGCUACCUGACUGUCUUCUCAGAGACUGAUAAUGAUCACAAUGGAGUUAUAUUAGACUUUGCUGAAGUCCAGGUGUGGAGUACUGCUACAAACGUUGCCCUGAACAAACCCGCAUGGAUUAGUUCAGCCUUGGACGGAAUUCAUCCGGCUACCAAAGCUGUCGAUGGAGAUACAACAGCAGACCAGGACAACUACGUAGCCCACACAGGGAGAGGUCAAACUAUCGCCUGGUGGAAGGUGGAUCUGCAGACACCAGUACAAUCAGCACGGAUUAUCCUGUACUUCAGAACAAACUACAUUAUAAGACGUAAUGGCGUGCACCUGUACACAUCUGGGACAAACUCAUCUGAUCCCACAGAAGGAAAUCUAUGCGACACUGUAACAGGGCGUCCUGACGGUACAGACAUCGAUGAUGUACUGAAUGUGACCUGUCCUGGGACCUGGCGAUACCUCACUGUCUACACAGAGACCGACAAUGAUGGACAGGGUGUUAUAUUAGACUUUGCUGAAGUGCAGGUGUUGACAUGUUCCGUGGGCAUGUAUGGAGUCAACUGUAACAGGACCUGUAACUCUCGCCACUGCGUUGGUUCAACUGAGUCUUGUGAUUCAAUCACCGGGGCGUGUUCAAGUGGACAAUUCCAGACAGGAUGGACAGGAACAGAUUGUGCAGUCUGUGUGGAGGGAAAGUACGGCCAAAGUUGUGCCAGAGACUGCAGCUCCAGACAAUGCAUGGUAUUCUCUUCCAUGUGUGAUCGUAUUACUGGAACCUGUCCGGCUGGUGGAUGUCAGGACGGAUGGAUGGGGGCGGACUGCUCCACAGUGUGUGCGGGUGGAACGUACGGUCCCAGCUGUGCCAGGUACUGCAACUCGAGACAUUGCAAGAUAAAACCUGCCAUGUGUGGCCAUGUCAAUGGAGCCUGUCCAGGUGGUGGAUGUGUUGAUGGAUGGAUGGGAGUGGACUGUACUUCAGUGUGUGCCCCUGAACAGUACGGUGCUAACUGUGCCAAAACCUGCAGCUCCCGACAUUGUAAGACGUCUUCCCCGACAUGUGACCGGAUCAGUGGAGCCUGUCCAACUGGUGGAUGUGAUGCUGGAUGGAUGGGGACAGACUGUACUACAGAAUGCGCCUCCGGUCAUUAUGGAGCUAACUGUGGAAAAAACUGCACUCUUCGCCACUGCAUUGGGGACUCCAGCUGUGAUAGGAGACAAGGGCUGUGUGAAGGUGGAUGUGCGGCUGGGUAUGACGGAACAGAUUGUACUGAAGCGUGUACCAGUCUGAUGUACGGUCCUAACUGUGUCAGUUACUGCAGUGCUCGACAUUGUAAAACAAACUCAUCUACAUGUGACGGGGUGUCAGGAGAGUGUCUUGGUGGCUGCGAAGAUGGGUGGACAGAAAUAGACUGCUCCAGUAAGGUAAACUGCUCUGAUGGAAGGUAUGGACCAGGAUGUACAGAGUUCUGCAAUUCUCGCAACUGUAAAACACUAUCACCCGUGUGUGACGUCACUGGAUCAUGCGCAGAUGGAUGCCGGGAAGGCUGGCAAAAUGCCGACUGCAGGACACGAUGCAAGCCUGGAACGUACGGGCCUGACUGCAGUCGUUGUGGACACUGUGACGUCACGUGUAAUGUUGGAGAUGGACGUUGUCCAGGAGAAUGCCUGGAGGGCUUCACUGGUGACCGAUGUGAUGUAGAUGUCAGAGCCUCUGUUGCUAAAAUUGGCGUCAUUGAAGGAGCUAUAGGAAUGGCUAUAGGAAUGUCGGUCAUGCUGCUGCUGGCUGUUGGGCUGAUCAUGUGUCUGCUGAAACAUGGAAGACUGAAAUGGAUUCCCUCGAACGGAGCAGAUCCAUACGAAGGAAGUACGACAGGUUACACUGAGGAAAUUCCAACUCCUGGCGUGGGGGAUCCAGACUAUAUUGAAUUGAAUGAUGUCACCAGGGAGAGAGAGGAGAAGUCACAGUACGAUGUCUUUCAGAACCAAGUGUAUGAAAAUAAUCAAAUCUGAGAAAUGUUAUGUGUAUUGUAUGGGCUAGGUUUUGUGCCGAAUCUCUAUAUAUGAUAGAUAAAUAUAUUAUGCUUGGUAGUUUAGAUAAACAACUGAUAUUGUUAGUGGCUGUAUCCUCAAAGGGGGUUAAAGUACUGUAAAAUCAUUGUCCUCCUGCGAGGAUACGUAAGUUCCAAAACAAUUCAAGUAAAUUUAAACGUACUAUGGUUUUGAACUGCAGUGUAUAUAUUAUUUUAAUGUUAUGGCUUGAUUGUUAAA
Haliotis rubra (blacklip abalone) is the source of this 2667-nucleotide messenger RNA. RefSeq names its product multiple epidermal growth factor-like domains protein 10. NCBI's taxonomy places the organism in Eukaryota, Metazoa, Mollusca, Gastropoda, Lepetellida, Haliotidae. The transcript is spliced from 15 exons. The record is from RefSeq and is a predicted model, not a curated record. The coding region runs from base 82 to 2409 and encodes 775 amino acids.